Messenger RNA from Amphiprion ocellaris (clown anemonefish), 2101 nucleotides. RefSeq names its product ankyrin repeat and SOCS box containing 15a (gene asb15a). Lineage: Eukaryota; Metazoa; Chordata; Actinopteri; Pomacentridae. The record is from RefSeq and is a predicted model, not a curated record. Bases 99 to 1808 code for a protein of 569 amino acids. Gene Ontology annotation, biological process: intracellular signal transduction. Gene Ontology annotation, molecular function: protein binding. The transcript is spliced from 9 exons.
GAGAGAGAGAAGCAGUUCAACAGUGACACAAACACUUGACUGCUGCUGCUACUUCGUCCUGUAACUCCAACAUUGAAACCUUUAUCAGUGUUAGAGGGAUGGAUGCUACUGAUGACAUGGAUGGAGACGAACUUCUGGACCGCACUGUUCAGAUGAUAAUUCAGGAGUCAAGUCAGAUAGAACACCAUCUUCCUGUUACAUUUGGAGGUGAAGCUCUGAAGCUUGCAGUCGCCAUAAAACAAGGUGACAUGUCGGUCCUGCAGGAGCUCUGUGAAUUCCCAGCUGCCUUCAGUCAGGUGGAUGACCUCGGUAGGUAUCCUCUGCAUUGGGCAGCAGUCCAACCUCAAGUCCACAUCCUGGAGAUCGUGCUGUACGCAUCUUUCAGUCUGACUCUGGAGGAGAAGACUUUGGAGGGUGAGACCUUCCUGACUUCAGCAGUAAAAGCUGGUUUGGUGGAAAAUGUCAAGAUGCUGCUGGACCAUGGAGCUUCUCUUCACACCACCAACAGCAAAAAUGAGUCCCCUCUGCUUUUAGCAGUCAGAACUGGAUCUCAUCAUAUGGUUUCUAGUCUGAUAGCUCGGGGAGCUCGGGUGAAGCAGGUGUGUCUGAAAAAGUGGACGGCCAUGCAUGAGGCCUCCAGGGCCGGCUGUGUUCACAUCAUGGAGCUCCUGCUCCAGAACGGAGGUCAGGUUACAGAGACAGACCAGCAUGGAGUGACUCCUCUGGGCAUUGCUGCAGAGUACAGCCACCCUGAAGUCCUGAAGCUCCUCAUCAAACACGGUGCUGAUGUAAACUGCCAGGCGCCCAAUGGUGACAGCGUCCUAUAUGACGCUGCGGGUUCGGGUAAUCCAGACUGUAUUGACAUUCUGCUGCAGCAUGGAGCAAAUCCCAAUAUCCACAACCUGAGCUCCCAGCUGCCCAUCCACCGAGCGGCAUAUGAAGGACACUACUUAGCUUUGAGCAUUUUGAUCCCAAUCACCACUCGACGGGCCCUGCGACUGUCUGGUCAAAGCCCUGUCCACUCUGCUGCAGACGGAGGCCACGCCCACUGCCUGGAGCUCCUGCUGCAGAAAGGUUUUGAUGUUAAUGCGCUUUUGGCCCCUCACAUCUCUGAAAACUAUGGAGACAUGAGGAGAACCCCACUGUAUUUUGCUGUCUCGAAUGGGGACGCUACAUGUACUGACAUGCUGCUAAAAUCAGGGGCCCAACCUGACCUGGACCCACUGCACUGCCUCUUGGUGGCAGUCAGAUCAGGCCGCUAUGAGACUGUGAAGCUGCUGCUGGCAGCAGGAGCAGAUGUGAACUGUUACUUCACGGUGGUGAAUGACACACUGUUUCCCACGGCGCUCCAAUACUGCCUGAAGGACGAGGUGAUGAUGAGACUGCUCCUCAACAACGGCUAUGAUGCAGAAAAGUGUUUCUGUUGUGACCAUGAUGACAUCUGGGAGGACCUGAGUGAGUCUGGAUGCUCUCACCAUCAAGAGGAAAAAGUUGCUUUUUGUGAUUUCGUCAGCGUCUCCUGGCUGGUGAACCUGGUGGGCAGAGUUGUAUUGAUCCUCCUGGAAUAUGUUGGCCAGGUUUCUCUCUGUGGCAAACUGACCAAGAUGUUGAAGAAACACAAGGAGUGGCCUCACAUUCACAGGACCACUCGUAGCACUCGCUCUCUGUGUCACCUGAGCAGAGUGGUGAUCAGGAAACAUCUGAGCUGCAGUGCUCUGAAUUCCAUCCAGCUGCCCAGCAGGCUCAAACACUACCUCCUGUUCACGGAGAACGACCUGUACACCAAAGUAAUCAGCAAGGAGGACUGAUGGAGGGAUAUUUCUUUCUUAUCUGCAGUCUUAACUGUGGUUUAUGUUUUCAGGCCAAUAUUUAUCAAACUUUUGUAGUAUCUGACCUGAGACGUGUUGCUAGGCAUACAGUGGGUACGGAAAGUAUUCAGACCCCUUUAAAUUUUUCACUCUGUUUCAUUGCAGCCAUUUGCUAAAAUCAAAAAAGUUCAUUUUAUUUCUCAUUAAUGUACACUCAGCACCCUAUCUUGACAGAAAAAAACAGAAAUGUAGAAAUUUUUGCAAAUUUAUUAAAAAGAAAAACUGAAAUAUCA